AUGGAAACGUGGCGUAUCUUCGCGAUCCUUCUGAUAUUCAUGAGUCCAGCGUUCAAUCAGUCACAAAAGAAAAACAAAAAUCAGGUUUCCACUCCGUCUUCUCCUCCUUCGGACUGCAAGAACGUCAAAUGCUUCGGAUCGGCGAAUUGCACAAUGCUUCCAGUAAAAAACAUGACUAAGUGUGUUCCAGUUGUUCAAAAGACGUCGAGUGUUGAUGAUGUGAUCCGUAUGAAUUUGAAUUUCACAGACGACUUCUAUGAGAAUUCGACAUGGACAAACUCAACAUCCAACUCUACAUCCUCUGCAUCUUGUGUCUCUGUAUUCACCAUUGUUUUAUCAAUAACUGUAACCUUUGCAAACUGA
Molecule: messenger RNA, 363 nt
Organism: Caenorhabditis remanei
Lineage: Eukaryota; Metazoa; Nematoda; Chromadorea; Rhabditida; Rhabditidae
Exons: 2
Coding region: 1-363 (120 amino acids)
Source: RefSeq, a predicted model, not a curated record